This is a messenger RNA of Paramecium sonneborni, 3013 nucleotides long. The record is from the annotation of a GenBank genome assembly. Lineage: Eukaryota; Ciliophora; Oligohymenophorea; Peniculida; Parameciidae.
AUGCUUAACCCAGCUUCAAAAUCUCAUUCUCCUCCUCCACCCUCUACUGAAGUAAUUCUUUAUUGUACCAUCAGGAAAGAGAUAAUUCUAUUAGACAUCAGGCCCUUUGAAAGGAAUUUUAAAAAAUAAAUCGUUCUAUGGAGAUAAUUAAGAUAGAAAUUCAUUUUAAGGAGAUAAGAAUGUGGAAGAGGAAUUAAUAGAUCAAUCGUUUUUAUCGUAAGGAUCUUUUCAUGCUCAAAAGUAAAUUGAAAUAUAACAUAGAAAUUCAAAUAAAUAGGCUGGUGAGAAGUAAUUAAAUAUAAUUAAAUAAUCAUCUAACAAAUUUGGGAGAUUGAAUAGUGUAUGGAGAAACAAGUCUUUAAAUAUAAUAUAUUAUAUAUCAAAAUUUGCUAGAUAAUUGAAAAAUAGUGCUAAUAAAAUAAAAUUUAAACUAUUAACAAGAAGAAUAUUGGAUCUGAUAAGAGAUUUAGGAUCAGACUCUGAUGAAUUGUUAAGGCAAAGAGAUAAUUAAUAUAAUAAAAAAACUGUUUAAACAAUUAAAUGCUUUAAUAAAGUAUUGAAUAAAAUUUAAUAUUUGCCAAUCAUUGAGCCAGAUUCUAUAAUAAAAUUAACAUGGGAUGUCAUAGUCUUAUUGGCUAUUGUUAUAAACAUUAUAUAUAUACCUUUAGAAUUAAGUUUUUCUGUUGAUAUGGAUUUAACUACUUAGUUAUGUUUAAAUACAUUUCCAUCAUGGUUAUUUGUUGUUGAUAUAUUUGUAACAUUACAGACAGCUUAUUAUGCUAAAGGUAUAAUACAUAGAAAUCAAAUUGAAAUCUUUAAAAAUUAUCUUAAAGGAGGAACAUUAAUACUUGAUAUCAUUAUAGUAAUUCCAAUAUUGUUAUCAUCUUUAAAUUUUUAAUUUUUUAAAUAUGCUUUAUUAUUAAGGAUUUUUAGAUUACCAAAAAUAGCAAGCAAUAUAGAAGAGAUAAUAAAUCCAAAUUAAUAAGUAAAGGCAGUGAUUUCUUUAAUAAAAUUGAUUUAUUUUAUUUUAAUAACAUGUCAUUUUUGUGCAUGUAUAUGGGCUUUUUUAGGUGAAACUUAAAUCUAAUAUGGAGAGCAUUCUUGGAUAUUACAUUAUCAAAUUGAAGAUUCAAAUUGGAGAAUUAAAUAUGUUUAUUCGUUUUAUUAUUCAGCUAUAACUACAUUAACAAUUGGAUAUGGAGAUAUAACUCCUUAAACAAUUCCUGAGAAAAUAUAUACGAUUUUUCUAGCUUUGUUAGUUUGUGGUGUAUUAGGAUAUAGUGUUUCUACUGUUGGAGAGAUAAUUAAGUAGUUGCAAGAGAAAAAUUAACUAUUUAAGGAAAAAAUGUCUUUAGUUACUAAUUAUGUCAAAAGUAGAAAGCUAAAUAAAUAAUUGUAAUUAUAAGUAAGGAAAUAUUUUGAACAUUAUUUUAAAUUAGAACAAAGAUCCUAAAUUGAAGCUGAAGAAUUAAUGUAGAAAUUAACUGUUGAAUUAAAAUAGAAAGUUAAAUUUGAUUUAUACUCUUCUAUAUUAAAAUAAUCAAAAGUAAUAUCUCACUUGUGUGAUUCAUGUUUAUAGAAAUUAUGUUUGGUUGCACAUGAAAAAAAAUAUGCACCUGAAGAAAUUAUUUGGAAAUAAAACGAAUAAGCAUCCAAAUUAAUAUUUUUAGUCAAAGGAAAACUUGACUUAAUGGCUAAUGAUAUUGUAUUGAAAAGUUGGAAAAAGGGAGUUAUUGGAGAAAGAGAAUUUGCUUCAUAAACAACAUAUAUUACUUAUUUAAAAGCAUAUAAAUUUUCAUAAGUUAUUUACAUUGAAUAUUCAGAUCUAUAACAUAUACUGGGUGAUCAUUAAGAAGAUUUAGAAAAAAUAAAAAUGUUAUAAGAUAAUCUUAUAUUUAAUGAAAAUUAUAAAAACUUUGGAAAUGUUUGUGAAGUCUGUGAAUGGACUCAUUCUAUUGAGAAAUGUCCAUAUGUAUUUAUUAGAGUUAAUAAAACUAAAAUUAUGAAUAAAUUUAAAGAAACAAAAGAAUAAAAUAGAUUAUAUACAGAUAGAAAUAUUUUUAGAUAUACUUCAAGAAAAAAGAUUAGUGACAUUUAAGAAUGUGCAUUAGCUAUGAUAAUUAAUGAAAAAUUUAUCCAUUAAUUAGAUAUUACUGAUGCAUAUUUACAAUAAUUAGGAUUUGCAUUAGAUGUAGAUGAAUAGUUGAAUGGAAGUGGUUAAAAAUAAAAUACAUAAAGAGAAUAAACUAUUCAUAAUGAUACUUUCACUGUUAAAAGCAAUACAAAUAGAGAUAAUAUUAGAAAAUAAAGUGAUAGCUUUUCAAAUGAUGUAUUAACAUAUAGUAGUUAAUUACCCCCAAUUGUUCCUCAUUAAUCAAUCCCUUCACCAUAAAUCUCUUAAAAAUUAACCAUUAAUAGAAAAAAGGAUAAUUAACCAAAUGUUAAUAAAUAAAAUGAUAGUACUACUAUAUUAAGAAAACUAAAGAGAGAGAACUCUUAAAAUAUUGAAAAAAGAAUUCAAUUUAUGCAGUCUUAAUUAAAUGAAUCAAAAGAAUUAAGAAAAAAUUCUAAACUAGAUAGUUGGAGAAGUAUUGAAUAAAAUCUUGCAAUCUAAUCCUAUAAAAAAAUAUCCUACACAAGUUAAGCUAGUGUUAGUUUGUACAAAUAGAAAAGUUUAUAAAAGUAGAUCAGUGUAGUUGCAGCUAGUCCAAGAAUAAAGAAAAAUUCUUCAAGUUUUGUAGGUACUUUAAAUUCCAGAACAUCUAAAGCUUAAUAUAUUAAUUCUAAUGAAAAUGAGGAUAUGGUUAUCAUCAUGGAAGAAGCAGAAGAAAAAACACUUGAAUAUUGUGAUUUUGAUCUUGAUAAGUAAUACAUAAUGACAAUUUAUUUUCCCAUUUUUAAUUAUGAUGGAAUAAUUAAAAAGAUUCAACUUUAGUAUCAAUAAAAGUAAAUAUCUUUAAAAGCAAGUUUGAAAAAAUCAAAAACAUUACAAAGAUUAAUGAAUGAUGAAUGA